AUGAACACCGUUUCGGCGUUGGCCCCGAUACGUCCAUUGGACUAUGACCAAGACUGUCUGGCAGCUCUAACAGCCGGGGCCAAAAAGGAGAUUGCAUACCUUUCCAUGUUUGGAAAACCCCUACAGCCCUUCCAACGCCUUCGCAGAGAGACCUACAACUACCAGCCGCAAUCACACCUCGAGCACAUUGCAAAUCUCAAGCAAUAUCUUGAAAUUGCCCCCAGCCUCAUCCCUCGCAGCAACCCCGCCCUGCAUCGUCCAGUCUUACGGCAUCCUGAUCUUCAACCCAACAUCUUCGUCUCUGAUGGACUGGAAAUUACUGGGCUGAUUGACCGGCAACAUGCCACGUUUCUUCGCCUUUUCCUACAAUGUUCCAUCCCCGAUAGUCCGCAAAACUAUGGCGACGUCGUCUCGGAGUCUCUUCAGGAGCCCAGCCUGCCCAGCAAUUUUAGUGAGCUGAGCCUAGAAGAGCAGGAACAACGAGCCGAACUCUUCCGGAAGCGUCAGCUUCGCUAUCUCUAUGUCCGAUUGACUUCAGAGAGAAACCCUGAACACUACGAUGCCUUGGCGUAUGAUUUCAGCACGCUGAGAAGGCGGCUGUUUCACUACGCAAGUGACCCAUGGGAGGGCGACAAUGUGACACUCAGAUCAAAUCUGAUCAGCUUAUCUCGAAAGUGGGCAGACAUCAAUGGUGGCACUGCACCACCUUGUCCACUUGCAUACUCGGAUGCCGAGUCAAAUGAAUGCAUGAGACUAACACGCGCACAAGCCGAAGCGGAUGAACAAUUUAAAGUGUGCCAGGAUCUGAUUGAUGUCGGCAGUGAGGAUUGGGUGCCUGCGAAUCAGUAUGAGGCAGCCAUGGAACGGAAUCUAGCCUUGAAGAAGGAUGUUCUCGAUGCCGCUGAAACAGCAGAAGAGAGCAAUGAUAGAAGAGAAUUGGAUCUUUGA
Molecule: messenger RNA, 948 nt
Organism: Aspergillus terreus NIH2624
Lineage: Eukaryota; Fungi; Ascomycota; Eurotiomycetes; Eurotiales; Aspergillaceae
Exons: 2
Coding region: 1-948 (315 amino acids)
Cellular component (GO): mitochondrion
Source: RefSeq, a predicted model, not a curated record